AAGAAAUGCUGCAUACCGCAAUUAUCAUUUAAGACAGGCAAUGCUCGGGCACUCUUGAGGGUCCUGAUGCUGCGUUUGCUGUGUUAGCGUCUCCUUCAUCUCGUCCUCGCAACGCUUCUAGUGCACAGGUUCGACCCACAUCCACAGAGAAAAUGGCGGUUCCUCCAGCAUACGCAGACCUUGGAAAGGCUGCAAAAGAUGUUUUCAACAAGGGCUAUGGUUUUGGAAUGGUGAAGCUUGAUGUCAAAACCAAGUCUGCAAAUGGUGUGGAAUUCAAAACAUGUGGCUCUUCAAACAUGGACACAAACAAGAUCUGUGGGAACUUGGAGACCAAGUACAAGUGGGCAGAGUAUGGACUGACCUUCACCGAGAAGUGGAACACAGAUAAUAUGCUCGGCACCGAAAUCUCAGUGGAGGAUCAGAUCACUAAAGGACUGAAGCUGACCUUCGACACAACCUUCUCACCUAACACUGGCAAGAAGAGUGGCAAGGUAAAGGCGGCUUACAAACGUGAAUACGUCAACGUGGGCUGCGAUGUGGAUUUCGACUUCGCUGGUCCUACGAUCCACGGAGCGGCAGUGGUGGGGUACGAGGACUGGCUUGCCGGAUACCAGAUGACCUUUGACAGCUCCAAGUCCAGAAUGACACGUAGCAACUUUGCAAUCGGAUACAAGACCGGGGACUUUCAGUUACACACCAAUGUAAAUGACGGCACAGAGUUUGGCGGCUCUAUUUAUCAGAAAGUGAAUGAUCAUUUGGAGACGGCAGUGAAUCUGGCCUGGACCGCAGGCAAUAACAGCACCCGAUUUGGCAUCGCCGCCAAGUACAUGCUGGACCCCAGCGCAUCUAUUAGUGCUAAAGUCAAUAAUUCCAGUCUAGUUGGUAUUGGUUACACUCAGACCCUCAGACCAGGUGUGAAGAUCACACUUUCUGCCCUGAUGGAUGGGAAGAACAUUAACUCUGGAGGACAUAAACUAGGUUUAGGACUCGAGCUGGACGCAUAACCCCCCAAUCCACCCAUGAGGAGGUCUCAGUAUGCUGUUUCACUGGGAAAUUACUGGAAAGAAAUCUUUCAGCACGCAUCCCUCUGCAGUUUAAACUCAAACCUUAACUUUGUGUCUCAUAUUAUUUGCUGUGUUUCUUUCAGUGAUGAUUCCCAAAUGCCUCUCUCUCUCUCUCCAGACUGAUGCUUUAGUCUGCUUGUGUUGUUAUUUAUUCUGUCUGGUUAUGGAUGAUGAAAGAAAGAGGUUUGCACAAAAAUCUUGUCAUUAUUUACUUGGCGUCACGUUAUUACAACCUGUAUGCUGUUUUUGUCUACAAGGAAAAAAUUGAAAGAUCCUUUCAAGUGAAUGAUUACUUUAAUGUUAGUCUGUUCCUCACACAAAGACAUCUGUGGCCACUUGCAUAAAUUUCAUUUUUUUUUUCUUUUUUUGUAUGUUUUGUGAAAAUGUGGAUUGGUCUAAUUUAAAUCCAUAUAGUAAGACUGACUAGCUCUAACUUAUUGCUAGUAUUCUCACGGCUAUGUUUAUGUAACCGGUCACAGGUGUUUGGUGCUUUAAUGUUGAAGAUUGGCAGCCGUGAUCAUAGUCAUUAUAUGAUAUAGUUUCUUAAAACAUUUCUCCUAUUGAAUAAAGAACAGCAUAUGGGUUUAGAUGAA
Misgurnus anguillicaudatus (oriental weatherfish) is the source of this 1657-nucleotide messenger RNA. RefSeq names its product non-selective voltage-gated ion channel VDAC2. The record is from RefSeq and is a predicted model, not a curated record. NCBI's taxonomy places the organism in Eukaryota, Metazoa, Chordata, Actinopteri, Cypriniformes, Cobitidae. Gene Ontology annotation, biological process: monoatomic anion transmembrane transport. Gene Ontology annotation, molecular function: voltage-gated monoatomic anion channel activity. Gene Ontology annotation, cellular component: mitochondrial outer membrane.